Emys orbicularis (European pond turtle) is the source of this 1146-nucleotide messenger RNA. It is a transcript of the gene SPATA17, whose product is annotated as spermatogenesis associated 17. Gene Ontology annotation, molecular function: calmodulin binding. The record is from RefSeq and is a predicted model, not a curated record. Lineage: Eukaryota; Metazoa; Chordata; Testudines; Emydidae. Gene Ontology annotation, cellular component: spindle pole. Gene Ontology annotation, biological process: establishment of meiotic spindle localization; mitotic cell cycle; spindle organization.
AUGUGGUACGGUCUGGUUGCCAUGGUGACGGCCUGUACACCAUCGGGCAGGGGGAACAUGGCCACUUUGGCCAGGCUGCAAGGGAGGCUGCCAGGCCAGAGGGAGGAAUAUUUCCAUAGGAACAGAGCUGUAGAUGAAUACAGAAAAGCAGAGCACAAUGCUGCUGUACAAAUCCAGAGCUGGUUUCGAGGAUGCAGAGUCCGAGCAUACAUCAGGUAUCUGAACAAAAUGAUGAUUAAUAUCCAGAAAUGGUGGAGAGGCUAUCAAGGAAGAAAACACUUCAGAAAAAUGGUGGAGACAGCAUAUUUUAUUAUGAAGAUGAAUUUCUACAAUGAAAUGGCUGUCAGGAUUCAGAAAAGAUGGCGAGGCUAUUAUAUCCGAAAAUAUAUCCAUAAUUACUAUGCACUGAAGAAAUAUCUGGAAGCUAUUUCUGUGAAUAAUGAGAUUGUCAGGAAAGAACUAGAGGAGUUUGCAGAGAUGAAGGAGAAAGAAAAGGAGAAAAAAGACCUAGAAAGGGAAGAAAAGAAAAAGGAUCACCAAGCCCGAAAGAUGCAUUACCUCCUCAGCACAGAGCAGAUGGCAGGUGUGUACAACUCACCAUUCAGACAAUCACCCGAUCCAAUGGAAGUACGGUUACGGAAGGCAAGACCUUUUAGCCACAGACAGCAACAAAUAAAGAAGCAUCUUACUGAUGAGAUUUCUGACUGGCCAACUUGUACAAGUGCCCUAACUUUCCCUACAAUGAAGCCUCUUCCACCCAUUGGCAGACAGAAACCUCAGGGGCCCUUCCGUGAUACUGCUGAAGUAAUGCAGCAACGCUACAAGCCUUUGGAACCAACCUUGCGGGUGGCAACAUCAAUCAAUUCACUAGAAAAGGCCAGAGAGGAAAUCAAGAGAGAGGAAUGGAGAAACCGCAUAAAUGACAAUAAAUUUUUGCCAUUUUCUUCAUGUCAUAAAAACCAGGAGUAUGACCCAUUAAUUCAUACAUCAAGUAAAUAUGGCCAAAUGACUUAUGGAAUCAAACAUUUCCGAGAAGAACAUCAUGAGAAAUGGGUAGCAAACAAGAACUUCGAAACAGUGUUACCAUCCAUUGAUAUCUUUGAUAAGUUUGGACAAACAUAUUCCAAAACUGGGCAAAUAGUGUAA